AUGCCCUAUAAAUCAACAGAUGCUUCCAAGUCUAAGCGAGUCAGGAGAGCCUACACUCCAUACCAACUUCUAGAGGUGGAGAAGCAAUUCGAUACUAAUACGUACCUGAGCCGAGCAGGGCGCAUCCAAGUGUCAGAUGAGUUGGACCUGGUGGAACGUCAAAUAAAGGGCCUUGUUCCAAAAUCGAAGGAUGAAGUACAAGAUAACAUAAUUAAUGGCUUUGUUACACAGUAUUUCCUUUCUCAAAAUUUGCCGAACUAUUGGAUAAUAUGUCAAUGUGAACUACAUACUUUGUAUUACAGCUGA
Molecule: messenger RNA, 306 nt
Organism: Acanthoscelides obtectus
Lineage: Eukaryota; Metazoa; Arthropoda; Insecta; Coleoptera; Chrysomelidae
Source: the annotation of a GenBank genome assembly